Messenger RNA from Paramormyrops kingsleyae, 6218 nucleotides. RefSeq names its product OCRL inositol polyphosphate-5-phosphatase (gene ocrl). Gene Ontology annotation, cellular component: cytoplasm; membrane. The record is from RefSeq and is a predicted model, not a curated record. Lineage: Eukaryota; Metazoa; Chordata; Actinopteri; Osteoglossiformes; Mormyridae. Gene Ontology annotation, biological process: phosphatidylinositol dephosphorylation; signal transduction. Gene Ontology annotation, molecular function: inositol phosphate phosphatase activity; phosphatidylinositol-4,5-bisphosphate 5-phosphatase activity.
UACUGCGACUAAUCGGUGUCCGCCCCCAAUCCGGACUCUGCUUCGUAAGAAAUGAUCGUCCCUGGCACAAACAUGCACGACUAACACUGUUGUGUAGCCGUUCCAGCAACAAGGAUAUGCGUGCGAAACCCAUUUCAUGUAGAUAAUGUUUUUCUGCAGCGUCUUUACUCACCUAACCAGCCAUGGCCAAAUUAGUUAAUCAUAUCUUUAACUGGGCUUUGUUUUCCCGCACACUAUCUGUGAGUAAAUGUAUUGCCGAUUCAUGGUGCAAUUCCCCACUCUGCUUUCGUAACUCUGGGGCGAGGCGUCGCAGCCGUGUCGCCUCGUCCGUGUUUGACAGAUACCCCUCCUCCCAUGCCACUCUCCUCGGCUGCUUUCACAAGAAAAGGGGACAGGCGACGGCGUGAAACACACUAUAACUAGGCACACAUAAGUAAUGGCUUUCGGUGGCCCACAGCGAAGAAAGCAGGAGGGUGUGGUUUGAGGGAAUGCAACCAUUUACUGCGUGUGCAAUGCAUGCAACAUCUUAUAUUUAGAUGACAGAUCGCAGGCUGUGACGUGCAUUGAGUCAUUUUCAGUCAGUGACAGGUUCAGCCACACAGAGUCCUGUGUCCGUAUGGAGAGAGACCGGAGCCGGGUGGCCGGCUAACACCAUUAAUAACACCCGUAAGGAGCUACAUCGUCCGGCCAAACAAGGAGCAACCAAGGGGCUGGUUUAUUAUCGCACUGUCCCCUGACAUCACCUUGUGGAUACCUCUGUUCAAAGUGGCGGAUACAAGAGUCCCGAUCGAUCAAAAACAGAAAGGAAAACUAUAUGUGUGUAUAUAUAUACGGGCCGAAGCAACAGCUGGUGAUGACUUUUAACUGAACGUGAUGGAUACAUUUAAGGGCUUCGGACUGGACGAGGACAAGUGUCUGACUACCUUGAGGUGUCAGGAACUGCAGCCUGGCCAGGACGAACCAAGGCUCUUGGCACUGAUCGAGCGCUCAGGUCGCUUCAUACUGGGAGUUUUAGCUAACCCAGAUGACUUGGCGACGAGACCAGUGCCCCAGUUGUCCAUCCCCAUCAAUACCCAUUUCCACAUGGUGCGAGAGGCGGAGGAGGCCCUUCUUAUCGACUUCUCCAUUAACUCCCAUAUCCGCCUGCGGGUGCAAGGCGAGCUAUCCCCUGAGCUGCUGCUGGAGCUGCCCGACGAUGAGAAGAGUCAGGCCUUCCUCGCGCAAGUGGACAAGUGCAGGCAGCAAGCCCUCUCCAAGGCCAGGCCGCCUAUAAGCACGCAAGCUGUUCCUCCCAAAGCGAUGGUCCAUGCUGCCCCAAACAGCACCCCCAGAGCCCCCCCUCCCACCUCAGUCACCUUGAAACACAUCAACAGGACAGAACCACUCGAUGGCGCCAUCUCUCUGGUGACCGAUUUUGGCUUUGAGGAACACUUCGGCCACUCUCUGAAGGUGGACGAGAAGAAGAACCAGCCGGUCCGCCCAGUUCGGCCACCACCCCCCCCACCAACUAAAACUCCGGAAGUGCAGGGUAAACAGGGGUUCCUUCAUACUCCUGGCAACAGAGAUGCCAGGCCCCCUCCGAACGCACCCCCUGAGUGGCAGCCUACCAGCAGCAUCCCAAAGCAGACCACACUCGUCCAGCAUCACCUAAACAAGAGGGAGAAGGAAUACGUGGACAUCCACAACUUCAGGGUCUUCGUGGGCACGUGGAAUGUGAACGGUCAGUGUCCUGACAGCACCCUAGAUCCCUGGCUGAAGUGUGACGAGGAACCCCCGGAUAUCUACGCCAUGGGCUUCCAAGAGCUGGAUCUGAGUGCUGAGGCCUUCUUCUACUUGGACUCGUCACGGGAGCAGCAAUGGGUCGCCGCAGUGAAGAGCUCCCUGCACCCCAAGGCCAAGUACAUUCAGAUCCGGACGGUCCGCCUGGUGGGCAUGAUGCUGGUGAUGUUCAUAAAAGCGAAGCACGGGCGCCUCAUCCGGGAGGUGGCCGCGGAGAGCGUGGGCACCGGAAUCAUCGGGAAAAUGGGGAACAAGGGCGGAGUGGCGAUUCGCUUCGUCUUCCACAACACCAGCUUCUGCUUUGUCAACUCCCACCUGGCAGCCCACGCCGAAGACUGCGAGCGCCGCAACCAAGACUACAAGGAUAUCUGCGCCCGCAUGAGCUUCCACCUGCCUGGCCGGCCGGCCCUGAGCAUCGUCAAGCACGAUGUGGUCAUCUGGCUGGGCGACCUGAAUUACCGCCUCUUCCUGUACGAUGUGUACGAAGUGAAGCGGCUCAUCUCCAAGAAGGAGUUAAAGAAGCUUCUGGAUCGUGACCAGCUCAAUGUCCAAAGGGAUACCAGGAACGCGUUCUCAGAUUUCACCGAGGGAGAGAUAAACUUCAUACCCACAUAUAAAUUUGACCCCAAAACAGACCGAUGGGAUUCAAGCGGAAAGUGCCGGGUCCCGGCCUGGUGUGACCGGAUCCUCUGGAGGGGAAGCAGUGUGAAACAGCUGGAGUACCGCAGUCACAUGCAGCUGCAGACCAGUGAUCACAAGCCUGUCAGCUCGCUCUUCCAAAUUGGGGUGAAGGUGGUCAAUGAGAAGCGCCAGAAGCUGGUGCUGGAGGAGGUCAUGCGUGAGAUUGACCGGAUGGAGAAUGAGUUUCUGCCCUCCCUGUCGCUGACUCAGAGUGAGUUCACUUUCGAAGGGGUGAAGUUCUGGCAGCAGCAGUGCAGGUACCUGCUGAUAAAGAACGACGGACAGGUGCCCUGCCACUUCUCCUUCAUCCCCAAACUCCGAGCAUCCCAGUUCUGCAAGCCCUGGCUGAAGGUCGACCCCAGCGAUGGCUUCCUGGAGCCCAAUGAAAUGCUGGAGAUCAGCCUGGAGGUGCAUGUGACCAAAGACUCUGUGGCCCAGCUGAACUCCGGGGAGGAUACCCUCGAUGAUAUUCUAGUGCUGCACCUAGACCGGGGCAAGGAUUACUUCAUCUCUCUCAGUGGCACCUAUCUGCCCAGCUGCUUUGGCAUGUCCCUGGAGGCACUGUGCCACACCAAGAAGCCCAUCCGUGAGAUCCCCGUGACCAAGCUCAUCGAUGUGGAAGAAGAAAGCAGCGUGAGACAGUCUUUUCUGAGCUUCUUGGAGGUAGAAAACGCAGGAAGCGGGGACCGGCCUCUGAGGAUCCCCAAGGAGGUGUGGCUUCUGGUCAACCACCUAUCUACUAAAUGCUCCCAUCAGGAGGACCUCUUCAACAUAGCAGGCUUGCCAGAUGAGCUGCAGGCCAUCAUCGACUGUCUGGAAACCAGCAUCCCCAGCACCAUCCCUGGCAGCAGCCACUCAGUGGCGCAGGCCCUGGUCAUCUUCCUGGAGGCUCUGCCAGAGCCAGUGGUGUGUUACAGGUUUUAUAGGCAAUGCCUCGACUGUUCACACGACAGUCGCCUUUGCAGACAGUUGGUUGCCCAGCUGCCCCCGUCUCAUGAAAAUGUGUUCCAUUACUUGGUGGCCUUCCUGAAGGGCCUUCUGAAGCACUCUCAAAGCAACCACCUCAAAGUCACCUUCUUGGCCACCUUGUUCUCCAGCCUCCUCAUUCGGCCCCCACCAAAGCUGGCAGGCAAGCAGACACCAAGUGAUCGGCAGAAAGCCAAUAAUUUCAUCUUGGGGUUCCUCGUGGGGGGUGACGAAGAGUAAGAACAACCUCUAAGAAGACGCGCCCAGCUGGUCUUGAUGAACUGGCAAGGUGGCCAUACUUUAAGAUGCGAGAUUUCUGAUGGUUCAUGGUUUCUUCUGAGCAGGUUUGAGACAUUAAUUCCAACAGGAGUGCGAUGUCUGGAAUGCGUUUUUGAUGUGAAGUCUAUGCAGCUGAUCACUGUGAUCACUAUGUGGUGAUGAAGAGCGAGUUACAGGGAAGGGUCCUGCAUUUAGCUUUCUGUUCGCUGACUGCUACAUUCUGCCAAAACCUGGACAUUGCACUAUUCAGACGUGUGUCCCGAUUUUGGAAGGUGAAUGAUCAGAUAGGACACUAAGGAGUUUGACCAAAAGUGCUUUGAAGACGUUAGUGUUACUCCGUGCUGUUCUGUAUUCCAAAAACCUUUUUAUUUUUUCUUGAAUGAAACAUCAGAGCUGUCCAAGGGUGGUUUCUUGGAUUCAGGGCAACUGUAAAUCUAUGCCCAAGAGAAUAAAGAAAAAUCUUUUCUUGUGCAGUUAGAAUGAAAACCUCAGUCCAUUAAUGACCAGGAAACCUUCAUUUGAUGGCCAAAACCUGGAGCCUGUAUUGUCUCUUGUGUGGAAGUUUUGAAUGUUUUUACUUAAUUUAAUUUCUAGGAAUCCUUUCCUGUUCUUCUGUCGUCAGAUACUGUAUUCAUGUUUUAUUAAGCCCAACAAUAAGCUAAACGCACAAGCUGAGGUCAGCAAUGUUUUCGAUGUCCUUUUGUCUGUUUGGUGGCUCCCUUUCUAUCCAGAAGUCCCUGUUUAUUUUCUGGUGCUGCUUAAAACCUCGCGCUCUACCUAAGUGAUGCUGGUCUGUGGUGACACAGUUGACUACUAUAUUCAUUGUUGUUCAUAUGAGAUGUCGUCGGGUCACAAAAAUUUAUGCAGUUACGCGUGAACUCUUUUCUGUAUACGUAUUUGUGUGUUUUUACGUGUGUACAUACGUGUUUACAGAUAGCUGUGUCACUGUUUUACUUAGUCGUGGAUCGUGAUGUUGUCUGACAGUAAUUUGCUGGUCAGUAUCUCAUAGGCGUUUACUUGCUGUUCUAUGUAGUUUAUCACAAAUGGUAUUUUUCAGUGACUUUCCUGCAGCACACUGAAGGGCUCAUAUAGAGAUGAGAUGACAGAGACAAAAAUAUAUAAUGAUUGUUAAUCUUGAUCGUGAUUGAAAGUCUGAAAAGGUAUUUUCUAUAAAAGCUUUCUUAAUUCAAAGAAAUUACCAUUAAUAUAUAAAGCAACAGACUGUAUGGUUAUCAGCUGAUUCAAGCAGCUACAUAAAAAAAAUUACUUUAUUUAUAAUGUUCCACAGGCGCAAAUAGGAAUAUAGGUGCAAUAAAUGCAGCAUUUCAAGCUUGCAUACCAGACGUUUUUGCACUGUUGAAUACGGACUGCUUCUUACAGUUUCUUGUCUGUUUGGUUUCCUUGAGUCACAAUGAUAAAUUGCAGUCAAGUUACAACUGCACUGGUACUGCCCUCUGCAUUGUUAGGUUGGCCAUGAUUGACUGCUGUGCUGAGAUUUUCAAACCAUGCAGAUUCAAAAAUCUGUAUAUUAGAUGGUUAGUUUGGCACGGUUGUAGGGAUGCUUGAACAUAAUUAGUAAUAACUGAAAUAACCAACAUACACUAAAUUAGUUCACUUGGUUUUAAAUUGUCAGCUUUAACUCCCCAGCAGUAUUUUAUCGUAAUUGUCAUUUAAGAAAACUUAAAAUGGUUCAGCCAAGAGGCUAUAAGAACUUUUUAGGCGCUUCUGUAAUGUAUGAACUGGUACAGAGUCAUCUCAAUCAGUGUUUGAAGCAUCUCUUGUGAUUACAGUAUGCAGGGGCGCCGCUAGAGAUUUUGGGCCCCAUGAAAGCAUAUCAUAUUAGGCCCCCCAGUCCAAACCAAUCCAGUUAUUUUCCUAAUUUUUUAGGGCCCCUGUCACUCAGGGGCCCUUGGAAUCGUCCUAGCUUUCCUCCCCCUUACGGCGCCCCUGACAGUAUGCAUCUGUUUUUGCUGGUUACCUUUGUCUGAAGGGGUCUGCAAAACAGACUUUCCUCUUACUUAAUCUUUGCUCUGUGUUUAUAUUCAGUAUAUUGACUUGAAGAGAGAGCUGUGGGAGUGGGCAUGGGGGGGGGGGGGGGUUCAUUUUAUGAUUAUCAAGCAACAUCUGCUUGACCUAGAUUUGCUGACAGCAAAAGAGUUCUGGAAUGUCCCCGUUGGGAAACUUCCUACACAUUGACUCAUAUGUUCCCAAAAUGUGUACAGCCUUAACCUCCUCCCUCCACCGCAAACACUCUUGUAAUAAAGCAUUAUUUGAAAUGCUAACAGACUUAGCCCUUCCCCCAUGAGGAAGUACAGUCUUUCCAGAGCAUUACUUGUACUGAUGGCAUUUGUGUGUGAAUCCAGUGUCUUUCCAAGAGAUGGGAACAUGUGUCUGCUUUGGAUAUCUAUGAGAAAAUCCCUUCAACUGCACCUGUAAAUACUGUAGAUUUUCCUGUGUUUUUAGUACUUUUAAUUUAUUUGUAUUUUAAAGGAAGUAAAAGUUGUGUAAAGUUA